Molecule: messenger RNA, 705 nt
Organism: Pochonia chlamydosporia 170
Lineage: Eukaryota; Fungi; Ascomycota; Sordariomycetes; Hypocreales; Clavicipitaceae
Product: peptidase cysteine/serine, trypsin-like protein
Exons: 1
Coding region: 1-705 (234 amino acids)
Source: RefSeq, a predicted model, not a curated record
AUGCUUGAAGUAGCGGACGGUCGAUGGCUAUUUGACAUCGCCCGUCUUAUGGCCAAACAUAAUGGCAACUUCACCGAUAACUGCAGACAAGCUGCAGAAUCACUUGUUUUAAAGACAAAAGAUUACAAUCGGGCUGUUGAGCAAGGAGUACAACAGUUAUUACAACUCAACGAUCUUAGUGAUCAUGCCAGGCUACGAGAGGCAGCAAUAGCAAUUCAGGGGGCGCUGAUUCACACCCCUCCCAACGCUACGGAUGCGAGCAAGGAAUGGUCAAUUGGAAGCGUAGCUGUCAAGUUACGGACCUGGGCCAGUUCUGCACUUCCAGCACAACCAGAAAGAUCCUCCGCCAAACGGGGAACUGCGUUCCAAGCUGAUACCAAAAGGAGUAAUCAGAACGGAACUGCAAGCCAAUCCCGAUCAGAUCGAAAAAGGACGCGAUCAGACAACCAGCAAGAUCGCAACAAGAGACAAGAAAUAGGCUGUGAAGCUUGUGGCCAGCCGCGACGUGAUCUUAGUUCGUGUUGGCUAGCUAUCCCAGAAAUUCGGCCUAAAGGAGUACCUGCGAAUCACCGCCUAGAAGGGCUGGUGAGGAAAGUUUUGGCUGCUGAUCCGGAACUAAAAGCUGAAGUAGCAAAACUUCGAAAAGCAGCGGAGAAAGACCAGGAACAGCAAGAUCAGAACAAGAAAGAAGUCUCAUUCCAGUGA